Messenger RNA from Chiloscyllium plagiosum (whitespotted bambooshark), 1194 nucleotides. Lineage: Eukaryota; Metazoa; Chordata; Chondrichthyes; Orectolobiformes; Hemiscylliidae. The record is from RefSeq and is a predicted model, not a curated record.
UCGGUCUUUUGGUGACUUUGAUGUUGUCUCUCUCCUCUUUCGGGUCACAGGAUGGACGAGCCUGGAGAGACGGUGUAUGACUUUUAUGAAUAUAAUUUCUCCUGGCCGUGGAACUACACUUAUGAGAACUACACAGAUGAAUACGACCAGCUCGGUUACUUCCAUCCAUUGGUGCCGGCGGCCAUUUUGGCGAUAUCCAUGUACGCCCUCACCUUUGUCGUCGGCGCUCCCGGCAACGCAGCGGUCAUCUGGGUGGCGGGCUUCAAGAUGAAGCGGACGGUGAACACCGUGUGGUUCCUCAACCUGGCGGCCGCCGACUUGGCCUACUGCCUCUCGCUGCCCUUCCAGAUCGCCCACGUCGCCCUGGGCAACCGCUGGCCGGACACAGCGGCCCUGUGCCGGCUCCUGCCCUGCGCCAUCCUGCUCAACAUGGCCGCCAGCGUCUUCCUGCUGACCGCCGUCAGCAUCGACCGCUGCCUGGCCAUCACGCUGCCCGUCUGGUCGCAGCGCUGGCGCACCCCGGGCCGGGCCUGGGCGUCCUGCGCCGGGCUCUGGGCCCUGGCGGGCCUCAUGUGCCUGCCUGCCCUCCUCCACCGCCGGCUGGCGCCCGGCACGUCCAUCUGCGUGGCCGACUACGCCGGGGUGGCGCGCCUGGUGGAGGUCUCCCGGGCGACGGUGGCGUUCGGCCUGCCGUUCCUGGUCAUGGCGGCCUGCUACCUGCUGAUCGGCCUGCGGGUGCGCCGGGCGGGAUUCGGCAAGAGCCGGCGGCGUCCCCUGCGCCUGAUCCUGGCGGUGGUUCUGGCCUUCUUCGUCUGCUGGCUCCCCUACCACCUGUUCGGCCUACUCCAGGCUUUCGGCCACGAUGGGGCGGCGCUACGGGCCUGGGACUACGUCACCGUGGGCCUGGCCUCCCUCAACAGCGCCCUCAACCCCCUGCUCUACGUCUUCGCCGGGCGCGACUUCAGGCAGCGGGCCCGACGCUCGCUGGGCUCCACCCUGCGCCGGGCCCUCAGCGAGGAAGCUUCCUCCCAGACAGUACGCAGCAGCCGGCUGAAGAGCCGCAGUAGCCUGGACUACACCCUCUGAGGCCUCCUCCCCACGCACUCUCCUCCUCCCCUAACCCCAUCUCCUCCCCGUUAAAUGCGGAAUGCUGACCCGACGGGGUCUUUUUUGUAAUAAAAAGGGAAAAAUUAA